AUGCCUCAGACAUUACGAUCUCCCCGCCGGCCUCGAAAGCAUGGCAAGACGUUUACCGGCUGCUGGACAUGUCGAAGUCGCAAGGUCAAGUGCGAUGAGGCGCGGCCGAGGUGUCGUCACUGCCUGAAAAAGGGCAUUGAGUGUGAGGGAUAUGACAUUCGACUUCAUUGGCUACCACCAGAGACCGGCUGUGAACUUGAGCCUUCAACUUCGGAAUACCAAGCCAAGUCAUGUCGGAGUCAGAUUCCAUUUGACUCAACAGGACCGGCUCUGCCGUGGUCUCAAGUUGAGGAGAUUCUAGUGGUGCUCGACACGCUCCACACUCAACUCGACGGUACCCAGGGAAAGGACAAAACCUCUCGAUUCAUUAAUGGUUUUGGUGUUUUUGAGUCUCAUGACCGAGCAUCCACCUGCACUUCAGAACCAUCAUCCCCGGCGUCGGAGCCACUCAACGUUCACCAUGAUCUCGCAACCUCUCUGGUACCAUUCAGUCCUGAUCCCUUUGAGAUCAGAAACUCUAUAGGCUUGCUUUCGCCGGAAAGUGCAUCCGACUUAUCGUCUCUAUCUUCCAUCUCCACCGUUCAGCUUUCAACUUUCGACCCCGCCUUCGUAAAUCCCUUCUUCGACGAUAAUCUGGGUGAAGAAAGCCCUAGCUGCAACUACUCAGGGCAUGGGAAUCCUACGCAUGUUCAAGAAGACUCGGUACGAGACUGUUCUGCCAACGAAGAAUCGCAAACAGCCCUGAGUUUCCCCCUUCCACCACAACCAUCACCCGAACUCACUGGCAAGGAGCGGUUCCUGAUGCACCACUACAUGAAUAGAGUUGUACAUCUCUUUUGCGCCCUAGAUAAUCCCAAGAGCCCUUGGAAGACCAUUCACUUACCUAGGGCCCUACAGAGUGCUGGAGAACUAGUCAUUCAGGGCUCAACAUCUAAGAUUCGAGGUGCUUUGAGGAAUGCGCUGCUCUCGGUUAGCGCCUUUUGCCUCUCAAACGAUAAAGUCCAGAUACAGGACGAAGAUGCUCGGAAAUGGAGAAAAGACGGAAUCUGCUACCGCGGAAUCGCCAUUAAGCUUCUUUCAGAGGCUAUUGCGCCUGCAUCAUUCUCCAAGUGCCGGCCCAAGUAUAAAGAGUUUCUCGCCACCAUGCUGUCUAUGAUUUCCAUCAAUGUCAUGUCAGGGGACACUGCGAGCUGCAGCCUGCAUCUAGACGCCGCCCACGGAUUAAUCACUCACGCCAGGACUUGGAAGUCCAGGUACUCCAACAAGGCUCAGGCCCUUCAUCGAAUCUAUUUCUUCCUUAGAACCAUCUACGAGAGCACGGCCAUACAAAGCACGACGACUUGCGACAAACUCUGUGAGGCUCGCAUCGCAGGGUCGUUCUGUACUGGCGAACCAACCAACCUGCUUUACAACAGCCCAGAAACGACACCUUCAGUCACAUCAUCCAAGGCUUGGUCCAGCGGGGAUGCAUACGAGAGCAUUUAUGCCAUACCACAGGACCUCUUGAUGCUGCUGAACAGAGCUGUGGAGCUAAUUAGCAUGGUUACGGAGGCGAGGGAGACAUCUAUCAGCACGGAUAUUCCACCACACCUGGUUGAAAUUUGCGACGAGUUGGAAAAGAGCAUCAUGGAUUACGAAGCUGGUUAUAUCGAUGCAGAUGAUAUGUCAGGCACGGCAUCAUCAAACCUAUCCAUCAUCCAACACAUGACACGAGCUUUCCAUAACGCCGUCAUCAUCUAUUUCGCCCAACACAUACGGCUAGUGGGACAUCGCUACCUCCAGUCCUUUGUCGAGAAUGUGCUCGACAGCAUCGAGGCGAUAGAGCGAAUCAAAGCUGAAACCAAGAUUCUCGCAACACCACUCUACUGGCCAGCAUUCAUCGCCGCGAGCGAGGCAUUCGACGUCAGACUUCAGACUCGGUUUCAGUUUUGGUACAACCAGGUGGAGAGAUACGGCAUAGAGUAUAUCCGUGCAGGUCGUUGCAUCCUGGAGCAAGUAUGGGCAGAAGGGCCAUCUCGAGGCACCCGUGUAACCAGUCAGUGGAAGACUGUGGUUGAGAGGACUGGUUCGACACUGAUGUUGUCUUGA
Fusarium keratoplasticum is the source of this 2088-nucleotide messenger RNA. RefSeq names its product Zn(2)-C6 fungal-type domain-containing protein. Gene Ontology annotation, biological process: positive regulation of transcription by RNA polymerase II. The transcript has 3 exons. Gene Ontology annotation, cellular component: nucleus. Bases 1 to 2088 code for a protein of 695 amino acids. Gene Ontology annotation, molecular function: DNA-binding transcription factor activity, RNA polymerase II-specific; zinc ion binding; transcription cis-regulatory region binding. The record is from RefSeq and is a predicted model, not a curated record. Lineage: Eukaryota; Fungi; Ascomycota; Sordariomycetes; Hypocreales; Nectriaceae.